This is a messenger RNA of Brettanomyces bruxellensis, 1614 nucleotides long. RefSeq lists its product as uncharacterized. NCBI's taxonomy places the organism in Eukaryota, Fungi, Ascomycota, Pichiomycetes, Pichiales, Pichiaceae. The record is from RefSeq and is a predicted model, not a curated record. The transcript has a single exon. Gene Ontology annotation, molecular function: protein binding. The coding region runs from base 1 to 1614 and encodes 537 amino acids.
AUGGAUAUGGAUGAUAAACGUGAGAUACAUUCCCCAUAUUUGUCAGAUCGGCAAAUAACAGAACUCCACAAGUCAAUUCUGCAAUAUUUGAUUUCAAAAGUGUUUUCCUCAUCAAGCGAAGGUUCCCAAACUGAUGACGAAGUGGCUGCAAUCAAGGAUGAAAAAUCACAAAACAAGUUUCUUGAAAUUCUUAUCCGGCGUCUAACGGGGUUCAACGGCUUGGAGGAAUUCCAAAAAAACGCUGCCAGUACCAUUCCAGAGAACUUUUUGGAAAAAAAGUGGUCUGCAGUUCUCAAUCUUCAAAAGAGGGUGUUUGAGCUUGAGAAAGAGCUCGAGAGUCAAAAGAAAAUUGUAAAUGAAUACGAUACGUUCUUAGAGGAAAGCGAGUCAGAGAUGGCCGGAGGAUUGAAACGCAUGAAGAUAAGCAAAUACAAUUGGAUGCCAAGAGCAGUUCGUACUACGCUACGAUACCAUCACGAUUCAGUCACAAGUAUUGCGAUACAUCCAUUCAAUCCGAUUCUUGCCACUGCAGGCCAGGAUGGCAGUAUUGCAAUAUGGAAUCUGUUAGAUCUGUCGGAGCCGGAAAAGGUGAUCAGAAAUGCGCAUUCUCGUGCAAUCAACUGUUUGUGUUUCCAGCCAAUGAGUCGCAGUAAGAAUGCAAAAGCCACAGCAAAGAAGCCCAUACUUCUAGCAUCAGCAUCCUCCGACUUGCUCAUAAAGUUGUGGAAUCUACGAUCCGAAACGUUCAACGUUCCUGUAAGCACACUUUCAAGUCAUGAUCAUCUUGUUUCUGGCAUCCAGUUCAGCCGAACUGACACUUCCCAGCUUGUCAGUUGCUCACGUGACAAGACGAUCAAGAUUUGGGACGUCAGUUCUGGGUGGUGCACGAAAACAAUUCGUGGUCACUCGGAUUGGGUCCGAAAUGUUGAUUUAUGCUCUUCUGUCGAAGAUGGCGAUUUCAUUUUGAGCUGCUCGAACGAUCAGUCUAUCCGAUUAACGCACCUUGACUCGGGAAAUGGUGUAGGUUUGUGCAUUGGCCACACGCAAGUUGUUGAGGAUGCAAUAUUCAUUCCUGAUGGCCGAGAGCUCGAUCUGGCUGAUGAUUCUUCCGAUAUCGAUAAUAAUGUUUACCGUAGGCUCGGAUACAAGUACUGUGCAAGCUGCGGACGAGAUAACAUGAUCAAGAUAUGGCGUUUACCCUUGCCUGAUAUGUCUUCGGGAACUCCAAGACCAGCCGCUAAUCCUCAAGGCAAGCUUUUAUUUGAGAUUGAAGGGCACACCACCUGGGUCCGGAGACUGGUAACACAUCCAAACGGCAAGUAUCUCGUUAGCUGCUCGGAUGAUAAAACGAUAAAAUUCUGGGAUCUUCACAAAAUCGCAGUUGCAUGCAAAGAGAAUAUUCCUGCCGUUUCUCCUUCAGCAGUGCUUAAGGAUCACGACAGUUUUGUGAAUGUUAUUGCAUUUGCGGACCCUGUUCUUCCCCAAAAAUACUACGAAUACUUACAUGGCAACGAUGACAAGGAUAGGCUAAAGGCGAAAAGAUUACUUGAGCAAGGAAUGCGCUGCUAUUUGGUGAGUGGAUCUUCAGACAGCACUGCCAAAGUUUGGGUUUGA